Messenger RNA from Aspergillus calidoustus, 1753 nucleotides. Lineage: Eukaryota; Fungi; Ascomycota; Eurotiomycetes; Eurotiales; Aspergillaceae. The record is from the annotation of a GenBank genome assembly.
GCAACAAAUUUCCGUGACCGGCGAACUCGUCUGACGGAAUAGACUUCCACCACGGGUUGAAAAUCUCUUCGUCUCAGAGUCCAGAGUACGGCUUUCCCAUCCACUUGCACUACUCGCAGUCACACUAUCUACCAUUACUCUCACAUCCAGACAUCACUUGCACCGUUCUCAGAGUCAUUAUCAUCAUAUUCUUCUUCUUCAACACACUAUACCUAGCCACCUCCUUACUACACGAGAAGAAAUGGUCGGAAUCCUGCAGCUCGAAACACUCCCGUUGGGAGGCCCCAAAGCAACCCUCCGACCCAACCGGCCCGUACCCCUCAAAUCAACCAUUACAACACCACUACAAAUCCCUCCCGUCCCCAAGCCGAACCACGACCCUAAGGCCCGGAUAACCGCAUCCUUCGAAAAGACGACAGUCCGCGACAGCGACACCCCAAGCUGGCAGUGGGUUUCAACGACCGAGCAGGUAGCCGGCCUGGUUAGAUCCUUGGAGGGACUACCCAAUAACCCCCCGGCACUGUACAUCGAUCUCGAAGGAGUGAAUCUCGGACGGAACGGGACGGUUUCGAUCUUGCAGAUGUAUGUUCUGCCGCACGACAGGACGUACCUGAUCGACGUACACACACUUGGAAAGCGGGCGUUUGCACGAGAUGAGGUCGAGGAGAACGAUUCGCAGGGUGGGGAUUGUUAUCCUGGCCAGCCUCACCCAGAGCACACGACAACCCUAAAGGACAUCCUCGAGAGCGCUACAACCAAAAAAGUGAUCUUCGACGUCCGCCACGACUCUGACGCCCUCUACGCUCAUUUCGGAAUUAAGCUAGCCGGGAUCGAAGACUUACAGCUCAUGGAGCUCGCAACGCGCGGUGGUGAACGGACACACGUCAAGGGCCUCGCCCACUGCAUCCGGUGGAACAUCCCAUACACCGAGUGGGAAGAUGGACAGGCCAGUAUCGACAAGUGGCUCAAGACGAAGGAAAAGGGGCGGAAGCUGUUCGCUCCAGAGCAUGGUGGGAGCUUCGAGGUCUUUAAUCAGCGGCCGCUGUCUGAGGAUGUAUUGCAGUAUUGUGUCGAGGAUGUGAGGAUGUUGCCGAAGUUGUGGAGUGUGUAUGACGGGUGGUUGACGCCCCUUUGGAGGAAACUGGUUGAUGGAGAGGUGGACAAUCGGAUUCGGUCGUCGCAGUCGGCCAAGUUCAAGGGUGGGUGGCAUAUGACGCUGGCGCCGGUGGGAUGGGAUGAUGUGGAAUCUGAUGAGGAGCAUACAGACCCUGGUGUUGACGCCGACGGAUGGAGUGAGGAUUAUUUGGGAGGGGAAGAUGCUUGGGAUUACCAGAACUACUCGUCGGAUGAUGGCCAUCAGGAGUACAACGACCCUGGAGAUUUCGACAACUACGCACCGCUUGGUGGUUAUCAACUCCCCAACUCCCCUGCGGAUGCUCAGAUUUACUGGCCUGUCGAUGGUCAGGAGGACUACAAUGACACAUGGGAGUAUGAGAAUUACGCGCCGCUCGAUGGCUAUGAAGGAUGCGGGGAUUUUUCGGACACUGAAGGAUACUGGCCGGUCGAUGGUUACGGCGUCUACAUUGAUCCUUCGGGUCUACACAUUUACGCGCCGUUAAAUACUUAUCAGUCGGAGUUUAACGAUUCUUCGGAUUCGGAGAAUUUCUCAUCGGGCGAUGGCUAUGCAGGGUACGACGAUCCUUGGAAGGAGUACGAUUUCAGAAAGUAUCUGGUUGGAGGAACGAUGGCUUAG